This is a messenger RNA of Scheffersomyces amazonensis, 429 nucleotides long. RefSeq lists its product as uncharacterized. Lineage: Eukaryota; Fungi; Ascomycota; Pichiomycetes; Serinales; Debaryomycetaceae. Bases 1 to 429 code for a protein of 142 amino acids. The record is from RefSeq and is a predicted model, not a curated record. The transcript has a single exon.
AUGAUUAAAAUAUUGGAAUUGUUUCAACUUGUAAUUUACAAUAUAUGGGCUGAUUUCUUUAACAUUCUAUUUAUUAAAUCACCAUUCACAAUUUUCUUUGAUCAUGAGAAAUUUGAACCACCCUUCACAAAUGCGUUCAAUUCAAUAUAUAACACAACUGAAGGCACUAGUAAUUGGUUAUAUAAUGGUAAAGGAUUUGAAAAUGGUCAGCUGGCUCUGGACCCAAUUAUCAGUAUUUUUUCAGUUAUAUUGGCUGAAGUUGAUAUUGUAUAUUAUAUAGUGAGACUAAUGCUUUUAAUGUGUAUUUUAAUGCUAGUGUUUGGGUUUGCAACGUACUUUAUGAUGUCUUGUUAUAUAACGUUGUAUAGAAGAUGGGUCUUGAUUAUUAACUUUAUCAAGUCAGAUAACUUAAAGAAUGUAAUCUCUUGA